CCGGGGCGAUGACGUCAGUGCAUGACUGGGUUUUUAUGAAUGAAAGGAAUCCUGUGCGUGAGUAAUUCCGGGAAGCUCGCCUUACAACUGCGCGCGGCUCCGGCCCCUUGCGCCGCCCGCCCCAUAACAAAACUCGGAGCGGCGCGGCGCGGAGCCGGGUACCCAGGGAACUGCGGUCCCGAUCGGAGAGGAGUGGGGCUCGAGCGCGGCCUGGGACCGCCACCGCGACAGCGGCGGGGACAGCUGCGACCAGCGCGCGCGCGGAGCGCCGGGCCUGGCGGAGAGCGGUCUCCAGCCCAGAGGGCACCUUCUGCAAAAAUGUCUGUGGAUCCCUUAUCCAGCAAAGCCCUGAAGGUGAAGCGCGAGCUGAGCGAGAACACGCCGCACCUGUCGGACGAGGCGCUGAUGGGGUUGUCGGUGCGCGAGCUGAACCGGAACCUGCGCGGUCUGUCGGCCGAGGAGGUGGCGCGGCUGAAGCAGCGGCGUCGCACACUCAAGAACCGCGGCUACGCGGCCAGCUGCCGUGUGAAGCGCGUGUGCCAGAAGGAGGAGCUGCAGAAGCAGAAGUCCGAGCUGGAGCGCGAGGUGGACAAGCUGGCGCGCGAGAACGCCGCCAUGCGCCUGGAGCUGGACGCGCUGCGCGGCAAGUGUGAGGCGCUGCAGGGCUUCGCGCGCUCGGUGGCCGCCGCCCGCGGGCCCGCGGCGCUGGUGGCGCCCGCCAGCGUCAUCACCAUCGUCAAGUCGGCGCCCGGCCCCUCGCCCGCGCCUGACCCCGCCCCCUGCUCUUAGUACC
Onychomys torridus (southern grasshopper mouse) is the source of this 793-nucleotide messenger RNA. RefSeq names its product MAF bZIP transcription factor F (gene Maff). Bases 40 to 789 code for a protein of 249 amino acids. NCBI's taxonomy places the organism in Eukaryota, Metazoa, Chordata, Mammalia, Rodentia, Cricetidae. Gene Ontology annotation, molecular function: DNA-binding transcription factor activity, RNA polymerase II-specific; RNA polymerase II cis-regulatory region sequence-specific DNA binding. Gene Ontology annotation, biological process: regulation of transcription by RNA polymerase II; regulation of epidermal cell differentiation. Gene Ontology annotation, cellular component: nucleus. The record is from RefSeq and is a predicted model, not a curated record. The transcript has 3 exons.